AUGGCCACCAUGACCAUGACCGCGCCGGUCAAUAAGAAGACGGCGAAGAAGAACAACAAGCUGAUCCCCGAGAAUGAGCGAUAUAUGCGAGCAUGCUCCGACAUUGCGAAUGCGCUCAUUCAAGAAUACGAGUCGCAGAGAGACAUCUCGGCGCCGCGAAAGGACAUCAAUCUCAACAAGCUGCGGGGCAUGAUCGCGAAGAAGCACUCCCUAGCAAGUCAACCGCCACUGACGGCUAUCAUUGCCGCCGUGCCAGAACACUAUAAGAAAUAUAUCCUGCCGAAGCUGAUCGCGAAGCCAAUCCGAACUUCCUCCGGUAUUGCCGUGGUCGCUGUGAUGUGCAAGCCUCACCGAUGCCCCCAUAUCGCAUAUACCGGUAACAUCUGCGUCUACUGCCCCGGUGGCCCCGAUUCCGACUUUGAGUACUCUACACAAUCCUAUACCGGAUACGAGCCGACGUCGAUGCGUGCGAUUCGCGCUCGCUACGAUCCGUUCGAGCAGGCGAGAGGACGAGUGGAUCAGAUCAAGUCUCUGGGCCACAGUGUGGAUAAAGUGGAAUACAUUAUCAUGGGUGGAACGUUCAUGUCAUUGCCGGAGGAUUAUCGCGAUACCUUCAUUUCUCAGCUUCACAACGCUCUGAGCGGUUACCAAACGGACAACGUGGACGAGGCCGUGUUGGCAGGCGAAAUGAGUAACACCAAGUGUGUCGGUAUCACAAUCGAGACCCGUCCAGAUUACUGUUUGGAUACCCAUUUGAGCAGCAUGCUUCGCUACGGCUGCACCCGGCUGGAGAUCGGUGUGCAGAGUCUGUAUGAGGAUGUUGCGCGGGACACGAAUCGUGGCCACACCGUCGCGGCUGUCGCCGAGACUUUUAAGCUCGCCAAGGAUGCCGGUUUCAAGGUUGUCAGCCACAUGAUGCCUGAUUUGCCCAACGUCGGAAUGGAGCGCGACCUGUUCCAGUUCCAGGAAUAUUUCGAGAACCCUGCCUUCCGCACGGACGGCCUCAAGAUCUACCCUACUCUUGUUAUCCGUGGAACCGGUCUCUACGAGCUGUGGCGGACUGGUCGGUACAAGAACUACACUCCCAAUGCUUUGAUUGAUCUCGUUGCUCGUAUUCUUGCAUUGGUCCCUCCAUGGACUCGUAUCUACCGUGUCCAGCGUGAUAUCCCCAUGCCUCUCGUCACUUCCGGUGUCGAGAACGGUAACUUGCGCGAGCUCGCUCUGGCCCGAAUGAAGGACUUCGGAACAACCUGCCGUGACGUCCGUACACGAGAGGUCGGCAUCAACGAGGUUAAGAACAAGAUCCGCCCAUCGCAGGUGGAGCUCAUUCGUCGGGACUAUGCCGCGAACGGUGGCUGGGAGACCUUCCUGGCUUAUGAAGAUCCCAAGCAGGAUAUUCUCAUCGGCCUGCUUCGUCUGCGCAAGUGCAGUGACACUCACACUUUCCGCCCUGAGUUCACUGGUCAGCAGACUAGUAUUGUUCGCGAGUUGCACGUCUAUGGUUCUGCCGUGCCUCUUCACGGACGUGAUGCUCGCAAGUUCCAACACCGUGGUUUCGGAACCUUACUCAUGGAAGAGGCCGAGCGCAUCGCGCGUGAGGAGCACGGAAGCACCAAGAUUAGCGUCAUCUCAGGUGUCGGUGUGCGUAGCUACUACGCGCGUUUGGGAUACACUCUGGAUGGUCCUUACAUGUCCAAGAUGCUGGACCCGUACGAGGACGAAGAAUAA
Penicillium cataractarum is the source of this 1728-nucleotide messenger RNA. RefSeq names its product Elongator subunit ELP3. NCBI's taxonomy places the organism in Eukaryota, Fungi, Ascomycota, Eurotiomycetes, Eurotiales, Aspergillaceae. The record is from RefSeq and is a predicted model, not a curated record. Gene Ontology annotation, molecular function: iron-sulfur cluster binding; acyltransferase activity, transferring groups other than amino-acyl groups. Bases 1 to 1728 code for a protein of 575 amino acids. Gene Ontology annotation, cellular component: elongator holoenzyme complex; nucleus; cytoplasm. Gene Ontology annotation, biological process: tRNA wobble base 5-methoxycarbonylmethyl-2-thiouridinylation. The transcript is spliced from 2 exons.